Centruroides sculpturatus (bark scorpion) is the source of this 597-nucleotide messenger RNA. Its product is annotated as cytochrome P450 3A5-like. The transcript is spliced from 4 exons. The coding region runs from base 78 to 518 and encodes 146 amino acids. The record is from RefSeq and is a predicted model, not a curated record. Gene Ontology annotation, molecular function: iron ion binding; oxidoreductase activity, acting on paired donors, with incorporation or reduction of molecular oxygen; monooxygenase activity. NCBI's taxonomy places the organism in Eukaryota, Metazoa, Arthropoda, Arachnida, Scorpiones, Buthidae.
UUAUUGUGUCUAAUUAUUGAUAUUUUCUGUAAAUUAAUAUUUUUAAGGGAGAAUUAAAUUACGAUACGGUUUCUGAAAUGAAGUAUUUAGAGGCAUUCGUUCAAGAAAUAGUUCGAAAACAUCCUACAACAAUCAGAUUAGAGCGUAGGGCUGUAGAAGAUCACGAAUUGGGCGAUACAGGAAUUGUCGUUGAAAAGGGCACGAUGAUAGCAGUACCUAUUUAUGCUCUUAACCAUGAUCCUAAGUACUUUCCAGAUCCAGAUAAAUUUGAUCCCGAAAGGUUUUUAUCUGACAAGAGGAACAUACUUCCUUUUAACUAUUUGUCAUUUGGAGUUGGACAAAGAAAUUGUAUAGGUAUGAGAUUUGCAUUGAUGGAAAUUAAGAUGGUUCUAGCUAAGACUUUACAAUACCUUAGAUUUAAACCAGGAAUUAAUACAAAGAAAGAGCCUGAGUUGCUUUUAGCAAGAGGUUUUAAUCGCCCCAAAGAUGUAUGUUUAAAGAUUGAGUUAAGAAAAUGAAUUUCUUUUUUACAUAACACAAAGCCAGCUUCACGAAUAUUUCAUAUUAUUAAUUAAAGUAGUCUUAUUUGUUUUGAUU